AAAGGGCCUCUCACUUAGGAGCUUCUCCAUUCUGUCAGCUCUCCCGGAACACCCAAGGCAAGACUGGCACCCAGUGCACGGCAGGACCCAUGGAGUCCUUCAGCUCGAAGAGUCUGGCCCUACAGGCCGAGAAGAAGCUGCUGAGUAAGAUGGCCGGCCGGUCCGUGGCUCAUCUCUUCAUCGACGAGACAAGCAGCGAGGUGCUGGACGAGCUCUACCGUGUGUCCAAAGAGUACACGCACAGCCGGCCCCAGGCCCAGCGGGUUAUCAAGGACCUGAUCAAGGUGGCGGUGAAGGUGGCCGUGCUGCACCGCAGCGGCUGCUUCAGCCCCGGCGAGCUGGCCCUGGCCGCCCGCUUUCGCCAAAAGCUGCAUCAGGGCGCCAAGACGGCGCUCAGCUUUGGCGAGGUGGCCUUCACCUUCGAGGCCGCCGUGCUGACCGACCUGCUGACCGAGUGCCGGGACAUGCUGCUGGAGCUGGUGGCGCACCACCUGACGCCCAAGUCACACAACCGCAUCCGCCACGUGUUCGACCACUUCUCGGACCAGGGCCUGCUCACCGCCCUCUACGGGCCCGACUUCACUCAGCACCUGGGCAAGAUCUGCGACGGGCUCCGGAAGCUGCUGGACGAGGGCAAACUCUGAGCGCCGGGCGGCGGCCGCGCGGCCGACUGAGCCACGGCGACAGUUCUAACCCCGCUCAUCCGCACUAACGCUUCUCGGUCCUGGGGCCGCAGCCUUUGCCAAGGGCGCCUCUGACUCGGGGGCCACCCCACCCCCACCCCGCCGGUGGAGAACCCAUGCUGAGGCUUGCGGGGUGCUCCCACUCCGGCCCCGGGACAGGAAACCGGCUGCCCGAAAAGACGAAGUGAAACUUGGAUCUCUUAUUCCCCCCACAGGGAUGUCGGAACCAGGAAAGCCCCUUCUCCUAAGAAGUGGGCGGAGAGAGCAGAGCCCGGUUAACCCCUCCGGGGACACUAAAGACAGAGGGGGGGGAA
Pteropus alecto (black flying fox) is the source of this 997-nucleotide messenger RNA. RefSeq names its product TNF alpha induced protein 8 like 2 (gene TNFAIP8L2). The transcript is spliced from 2 exons. NCBI's taxonomy places the organism in Eukaryota, Metazoa, Chordata, Mammalia, Chiroptera, Pteropodidae. The record is from RefSeq and is a predicted model, not a curated record. Gene Ontology annotation, cellular component: cytoplasm. Gene Ontology annotation, biological process: negative regulation of T cell activation; negative regulation of inflammatory response; regulation of apoptotic process. The coding region runs from base 90 to 644 and encodes 184 amino acids.